UGCCCACAAUUUUUAAUUAAGUGAUUGUUUAAAUAAAGAGUGACGAAAACCGUGAGAACUGGAAAUUAUUCCGGCGAAAAUCUGAAGGAAUUUUUACCUUCAGGUCACGAGUGCCUCUGGGGAAAUUAACAAUGAAAUUGUGGAAUUUUUCAAAGCGCGGGCCGCUGUCGGUCUAUCGAGAACGCGCAUCAAUCGAUUGGAGAUCAUUAAAAUUGAAUCUCUUCGGAUCAGAGGCCCUUGAGUACCAGGAUAAGCUUUACCGAUUUAUAAAGAACACUCCGGAAUUCGCGAGACCGACGAAACCCUGGACUCUGGACGAGCAGAGGAGACAAUGCUUCAGACAAAGUGCUCUUCUCCUGAAAAAUGAUUUAAUCGAAUCGGUAUCUGGACAUCUGAAUUUCUGUCUUGCUUACGACUCGUCGCCGCCGAUCGUCUCAGGGAUCAUGUUCGCCAUGGUGCCAGCGACGAUCUACUCCCUGGGGACAGAUCGCCAUUUUGAGCUGAUGUCGAAAUUUCGGGAGAAUGAACUGCGAGGAUGUUUUGCAUUGACCGAGGUAUCUCACGGGACAAAUGUCAAAGGAAUGAGGACAACAGCGACGUACGACGUGGAGUCCAGGACUUUUAUUAUUAACACACCGGAUUUUGAGGCAGCGAAAUUCUGGAUCGGCGGUUUAGCUAAACAGGCGACUCACGCCCUCGUCUUCGCGCAAUUGCGAACCCCAGACAACGCCUCCCAUGGACUGCACAUAUUCGUGGUACCGAUCCGAGACCCAGAGACGAUGCUGACGUUCCCGGGCAUCACCAUCGGUGAUUUGGGUGAGAAAAUCGGUCUGAACGGCGUCGACAACGGCUACGUAAUGUUCCAUAAUUACAGAAUACCUAGAGAAAAUUUGUUAAACAAAAUGGGAGAUGUGACGCCCGACGGAGAUUACGUGUCACCAGUGAAGGAUCAAAGCAAACGAUUCGGUGCAUCACUAGGUGCAUUAUCCCUGGGCCGAGUGAACAUCACGAAUAUGUGCGCUUUGUACUGUUCCUUGGCGAUGGUCAUCGCUACGAGGUAUUGCGCGGUGCGAAAACAAUUCGGACCAUCGGCGAAUGAGGAAUGGCCGGUCAUCGAAUAUCAGUCACUUUACGGACGGUUGAUGCCGUGGCUGGCGGUUACGUACGCCAUUGAAAUAUUUUCCAGAGGAUUCCUGAAAAGGACUGCCGAGUUCCAGGGGAAGAUCCUCCAGGGGGAGAGGCGGGACGAUCUGGCUGCUGAGGGUCUUGAAAUUCAUGCGUUAUCAUCAGCAGCUAAACCAUAUUGCGCAUGGAUAGCUAGAGAUGCUAUUCAAGAUUGCAGAGAAGUUUGUGGGGGCAUGGGGUAUCUCAAGGUCGCACGAUUGGGUGAUUUACGGGCUGAUCAGGAUGCCAGUUGCACCUAUGAGGGAGAGAAUAAUGUAUUGAUUCAGCAGGCCAGCAAUUGGCUGUUGGGAUUUUCCAGGAAUUUUUAUGAGAAACGGGAAAUCUUCUCGCCUCUUGGUACCAUUGGAUUUCUGUCGCGUGGGGAGGAAAUCCUUGAGGAGAAAUUUAGGGCCAGUUCUUGGGAAGAUGCUGUUGACCUUCAGAAUAUUGUCAGGGCUCUUCAGUGGUUGGUGUGUCAUUAUUUCAACGCAACUUACAGACGCGUGGAGAAUCUCAAACGACAAGGGAAGAAUCAGUUCAUCGUCAGGAAUGAAUCGCAAACAUUCUUCGCUCGUUCGUUGUCGCUGGUUUAUGCAGAACACGCAGUUUUCCGGAAAUUUUAUAAUACAUUGAGCGAUGAAAAAUGGGGGAGUAAUGAGCGAAGGGUUCUGCAAAAAUUGUGUGCCCUGUAUGGAGCUUCUGUUUUGGAGAGAAGACUUGGGGAUUUGUACGCUGGAGGGUAUGCCGAUCCCUCGUCGAAGAUGGAUGAAUAUCUGAGAGAAGGGAUUAUUAAUUUAUCGAGGGACCUCGUUGAUGAGGCAGUGGCCCUCGUCGAUGUCCUGGCACCUCCUGACUUCAUCCUGAAUUCACCCCUCGGCGUGUCCGAUGGAAGAGUCUACGAACACCUCGAGGAAGCCUUAAAACGGAAUCCCGAGAACUUUGAGAGACCCGUCUGGUGGAGGGACAUGGUCCAAUCAAAGCUGUGAUUUAAAAUCUUAAUUAUUUUAUUUUACUCCAUUUUACCAUUAUUUUUUAUUUUUAAUACUCAUUCAUUCAAAAAUCUCAACUGCAAGUUUUCAAUUCGC
This is a messenger RNA of Fopius arisanus, 2249 nucleotides long. It is a transcript of the gene Acox3, whose product is annotated as Acyl-CoA oxidase 3. The transcript is spliced from 6 exons. The record is from RefSeq and is a predicted model, not a curated record. Gene Ontology annotation, molecular function: FAD binding; fatty acid binding; pristanoyl-CoA oxidase activity. Gene Ontology annotation, cellular component: peroxisome. Bases 132 to 2150 code for a protein of 672 amino acids. NCBI's taxonomy places the organism in Eukaryota, Metazoa, Arthropoda, Insecta, Hymenoptera, Braconidae. Gene Ontology annotation, biological process: lipid homeostasis; fatty acid beta-oxidation using acyl-CoA oxidase.